This is a messenger RNA of Aspergillus bombycis, 819 nucleotides long. RefSeq lists its product as uncharacterized. NCBI's taxonomy places the organism in Eukaryota, Fungi, Ascomycota, Eurotiomycetes, Eurotiales, Aspergillaceae. The transcript has 2 exons. Gene Ontology annotation, molecular function: transmembrane transporter activity. The record is from RefSeq and is a predicted model, not a curated record. Bases 1 to 819 code for a protein of 272 amino acids. Gene Ontology annotation, biological process: transmembrane transport.
AUGUCACUGUUUGUUCUCCAGGAGACUUACGCCCCAGUGCUGCUAGCACGCAAAGCGCAACGUCUACGCAAGGAGACAGGUAACCUGGAGCUAAGGUCACGACUAGACCAACAGCAACUCUCCCGGAAGGAAGUAAUUAUCGGGACCCUCGUGCGGCCACUCAGAAUCCUAUUGACGUCGCCCAUCGUGAUGUUACUUGCGAUUGACAUGGCCAUAGUCUACGGUUACCAGUACCUUGUCUUCACCACACUGUCAUAUAUCUUCCAGGACCAGUACCACCUGUCAACGGGUGUCUCCGGGCUAGUCUACUUGGGCAAUGGGAUUGGAACGAUUCUAGGCAUCUUCGUAAUCGGCCACGCAUCCGACAAAGUCACCGAGCACAGGAAGAAAAAGGCUUCAGAUCCGGAUGAAAGCCUUCCACCCGAAGGCUGGCUCUGGCCCAUGCUUCCCGCGGGCAUGCUUGUCCCCGCCGGACUCUUUUGGUACGGCUGGUCAUUGCAAAGCAACGCAUUCGUCGUCGUACCGCUGGUAGGGCUAGGCGUGUUCGGCUUUGGCAUGAUGGGUAUCUUCCAGCCGGUGCAGAUCUACGUGGUCAACGCGUUUGGCAAGCAUGCCGCCUCUGCUAUGGCGGCGACGGCCGUGCUGCGAAGCCUGGUGGGCGCUUUACUGCCGUUGGGAGGCCAGAGGAUGUACGAUGCGCUUGGAAUGGGAUGGGGGAACAGCCUACUGGCUUUUAUUGCGGUGGGACUCAUGCCAGUCCCGUUUCUGUUGAUGAAGUAUGGAGCACGCCUGAGACAGUGGGAUUCAAAUCUCAGGUGA